Molecule: messenger RNA, 1725 nt
Organism: Echinops telfairi (small Madagascar hedgehog)
Lineage: Eukaryota; Metazoa; Chordata; Mammalia; Afrosoricida; Tenrecidae
Gene: XBP1
Product: X-box binding protein 1
Cellular component (GO): nucleus
Molecular function (GO): RNA polymerase II transcription regulatory region sequence-specific DNA binding; DNA-binding transcription factor activity, RNA polymerase II-specific
Source: RefSeq, a predicted model, not a curated record
AGGCGAGUGAUGUAAUAUGGGAGACAGAAUGUAGCUGAGUCUUCAAGCCAGGCCAACAGAAGGUUCUGUUUUGUUGUGUUGAGGGGAGGAGCCUGCCUGGGGUGUUUGACCACUUAGCUAGCUGGGACCCUCAGUGACAAUGAAGGGACCAGCUGACUAGAUUCUCAAGUAAAGCUAGAAAUAAGGGAGGCUCAUGGGGUGUGCUCCUUCUGUUUGCAGAAAACUGAAAAACCGAGUAGCAGCUCAGACAGCUCGGGACCGCAAGAAAGCGCGGAUGAGCGAGCUGGAACAGCAGGUGGUGGAUUUGGAGGAAGAGAACCAAAAACUUUUGCUGGAAAAUCAACUUUUGCGAGAGAAAACUCAUGGCCUCAUCGUUGAGAACCAGGAGUUGAGAGAGCGCUUGGGGAUGGAUGCGCUGGUUAGUGAAGAGGAGUUGGAGACCAAGGGGAAUGGACCGAGGCCAGUGACCGGGUCUGCUGAGUCCGCAGCACUCAGACUACGUGCAUCUGCAGCAGGUGCAGGCCCAGUUGUCACCCCUCCAGAACAUCUCCCAAUGGACUCUGACGGUGUGGACUCUUCGGACUCUGAGUGUGAUAUCCUUUUGGGCAUUCUGGACAACAUGGACCCAGUCAUGUUCUUCAGGUAUCUUUCCCCAGAGUCGACCAGCCUGGAGGAACUCCCAGAGGUCUACCCAGAAGGACCCAGUUCCUUACCAGCCUCCCCUUCUCCAUCACUGGGGACGUCACCAGCCAAGCUGGAAGCCAUUAAUGAACUAAUUCGUUUUGACCACGUAUACACCAAGCCUCUCAUCUCAGAGAUAACGUCUGAGACAGAGUCUCAAGCUGAUCUGGUAGUGAAAAUCGAGGAAGCACCUCCCAGCCCCUCAGAGAAUGAUCACCCUGAAUUCACCAUUGCAGUGAAGGAAGAACUUGUAGAAGAUGACUUCAUCCCGGAGCUGGGCAUCGCAAACCUCCUCUCUUCCAGCCACUGCCUGAAACCACCUUCCUGCCUGCUGGACACCUGCAGUGACUGUGCAUAUGAGGCCUCCCCUUCUCCUUUCAGCAACAUGUCCUCCCCACUUGGUGUUGACCAUUCUUGGGAGGACACUUUUGCCAAUGAACUCUUUCCCCAGCUGAUUAGUGUCUAAGCAACAAUUCAGUACUGCCAUCCUUGCCCUUGUGUAUUAACACCACUGCCUGGAGGAUAGCAGGGAGGCUCAUCUGCUCUAAAAGCCAAAGUAGAGAGGUGAUGUCCUAGAAAAUUCCUCUUAAGUAUUUUGUCUGUUCAGAUCUCAAAGAUGACCCCAAGUAUUGUCUUCUGACAUCCAACAGCCCGAAUACCCGGCUCUAUGACAGAACUCAAAAUCAACAGCUUUUAAGCUUGUACCUAUCGGCACUGCCCUAAAACAGUUGUUAUGAGGUGGACCAUGCAGACAAUAAGGGUUGUUGGGUGAAUGUCUUCACGUAGACAUGGUCUGUCAUUUCCUGUCCCGUCAGCAUCCCAGGCAUGCUUCCAAUUUUAGGUCCUUAGGCUUGUUCCCGGAAGCAGAUAACCUACCUGAGGGGGUGACUUUUCCUUCACGUACAGUCCUAAGAUCAAGAAUCUUUUGUAAAAUUAUGGAAAUUUACUAUGUAAAUGCUUGGUGAAGUUUCCCGGCUGCCGUAGCUACUGGAGGUGCUUUCUCCAUUUAUUUAAACCACCUGUGCAAUUAAAAAGUGCAAUGCA